This is a messenger RNA of Osmia bicornis bicornis, 620 nucleotides long. Its product is annotated as HIG1 domain family member 2A, mitochondrial. The transcript has 3 exons. Bases 112 to 417 code for a protein of 101 amino acids. Gene Ontology annotation, biological process: mitochondrial respirasome assembly. Gene Ontology annotation, cellular component: mitochondrion. NCBI's taxonomy places the organism in Eukaryota, Metazoa, Arthropoda, Insecta, Hymenoptera, Megachilidae. The record is from RefSeq and is a predicted model, not a curated record.
UCGCCCCGGAUGCCAUAAUGUCGGUAUACGUUCAUACUGUACUAUUACGAUUCAUACUGUAUAUAAAUACGUUGUUUGCGCUACUGUCGCGGUCACGUUUAGCGAGCAGCAAUGUCGCAAAAUACAUCAAACAAAUCGGAAAUAUUGGAAGAAUUGAGUUGGAUUCGAAUUCUAGAUGAUGAUAUAAAAGUUGAAACAUUUUGGGAGAAAUUCAGACGUAAAUUGAUUGAAAAUCCUGCAGUACCUAUAGGUACUGUGGCAACUACAGCUGCUCUCACGUAUGGCCUGUUCAGUUUUUAUCAAGGAAACAAGAUAAUGUCUCAAUACAUGAUGCGUGCGCGAGUUGCAGCCCAAAGUUUUACCAUAUUAUCUAUGGCUCUCGGAUUUGUUAUUGUAGCAACCCGACAAGAGAAAUAAUAUAUUAAUGUAUAGUCAGUCAUUCGAUAACGAAUUUAUUUUAUUUUGUUGUUUGUGCGCGUUCCGUAUUCGUUACUUUAGCUGGAAAAAUAAUAACAAUAAUUGUUUCUGUUUACAACAGAAACAGUUAUUGAAAUAUACUUAAAAAAACAUCGUUAUGUAUGAAAUCGAUUGAAUAAAGUUUAUCCUCUUUAUCCAUGAAA